ACGAAACAUUGGGUUUUAUAGAGCACGGUCUACAACAGAUUCUCCGCCCACAUAAUCGAGAUCCUCUAAAACUUUCUCUCUUUCUCAUUUCAAUGUGAAAGUUCGUGCAAAGCUACAAGAAAGAACGCCCGAUAUGUCACUCAGACGGGAGCUUGCUGUUCUUCAGAGAUCUCGAUCUAUGAGAGAUCCUUCCAAUAGUCCACCUUCAUGGGGUUCCACAUUUGUGCUUGAUCGGCAUCUUAGAAGGGGCCAUGCAAAUGAUUCAAUGUGGGAAAAUGGCCGACCUUCUAUGGGAAUUGAACAGCAAAUGGGCAUUAAUGGCAUUAAUGGACAUGAUGGGGGUCAGGAAUGGUCAAGAGUCAAAAGAGAUAUACCAAAUCUAAGAAAUUUGGGUACCAUUCAAGACAAUGAUGUUAUGCUUCAUAGGUCCAUUCUUGCAAACUCAGGACAAAAUGAUAAGAAAAUGAAACAGAAGGGAAGGGAUGAACAAGAUCAUCAUCAUCACAUUAGGACUCUAUCUGAGCAACUCAGUGAAGUCAGCUUCCAUGGGCAGUAUCCAGGCCCAAAGAGAACAAAAAGGCGAAAAAGGAUUAAGAGCACACGAAAAACCCGAACAGCUAGAGUCUCCCACGAUAUUGCAUCUGAAAAUGAAACUACCAUGUCCUCUAAUUCAUUUGGUCAUAGUUUAGAGGAAAAUGUCAAUAGGUCUCCAAGUAGUGGCUGUGGUAUUCCCUGGAAUUGGUCAAGAAUUCAUGAAAGAGGAAAAACAUUUCUAUCUUGUGGCUUGUCCGAUUCAAAAUCUAAGAAAAGUGGUCCUGCUGCUGACUGGAUGCAUGAUUAUUCAGGCGAAUUAGGUCUUUUUGCUGAUAAUCUAUUGAAGAGUGAUGAAAGUGUAUACGAAACUAGAAGACACCAGAAUCUAACUCAGAAAUACACCCCAAGAACUUUCAGAGAUCUCAUUGGUCAGAAUUUAGCUGUUCAAGCUCUUUCAAACGCUGUAGCUAAACAGAAGGUUGGAUUUCUGUAUGUAUUCUACGGGCCUCGAGGUACAGGAAAAUCGUCUAGUGCGCGUAUAUUUGCUCGAGCUUUAAACUGCUCGUCUGUGGACAGAACUAAACCAUGCAGCAUUUGUGAUCCGUGUGUUGCAUAUGAUUCGGGAAAGAGCCAAAAUAUUAGGGAAGUUGGUCCAGUUAGUAAUUUUGACUUUGAAAGUAUUAUGGAUGAUGUUUCACAUCUGCAAGUGUUCAUUUUCGAUAAUUGUGAUACUCUGUCUACUAAUUACUGGAGUGCAAUAUCAAAGGUUAUUGAUAGAGCACCGAGAAAAAUGGUGUUUAUCCUUGUAUGUUCGAGUCUUGAUGUUUUACCUAAUGUAACUGUAUCUAGGUGCCAGAAGUAUUUUUUUCCGAAGCUGAAGGAUACAGAUAUUAUGUAUGCUCUACAGCGAAUAUCAUAUAAAGAGCAUCUAGAUAUUGAUAAGGAUGCAUUGAAGCUAAUUGCGUCGAGAUCAGAUGGAUCGUUAAGGGAUGCUAAAAUGACUCUUGAGCAGUUGAGUUUGGUUGGGAUGAAGAUCUCGGUUCCUCUAGUGCAGCAGCUGGUUGGACUUAUCUCGGAUGAGAAGUUAGUAGAUCUACUUGAUUUAGCAUUGUCUGCUGACACUACAAACACUGUCAAAACUUUGAGGGAGAUUAUGGAAUCUGGUGGUGAACCAUUGGCUUUUAUGUCACAACUUGCUACAGUAAUAACUGAUAUUUUGGCUGGCAGUCAUGAUUUCAUAAAAGAAAAGCCUGGAAGAAGAUUCUUUCGCCAUCAAACCUUAUCAAAGGAUGACAUGGAAACACUCUGUCAAGCUCUGAAAACAUUAUCCGAAGCAGAAAAGCAAUUGAGGGUAUCAAAUGACAGACUAACAUGGCUGACUGCUGCACUUCUCCAACUUGCUCCGGAUCAACAGUAUAUGCUUCCGCCUAGUUCUUCUGCAGACGCAAGUUUUCGUCAUAUGUCUGAGAAAGAGAGACCAAGAAAGAGUGAUGUGGAGAGGAGGAGAUUGUCAACAAAAAAUCUUGGCACGGAAUCUUUGCGAUCACCAAAUCCUAAUGAAAUUUAUUAUAAUACCAGGAUCAAAGACAAUAAUGGUUCAUAUGGAAGACGACAUUCUGUUUCUGAGGUGGCUGCUCAAAGGGUAAACCAUAGACAGUUAUCUGAUACAUUGAAUGAAGAAAUUUGGCUGAAGGUGAUAGAUAAGAUUCAAAUAAAUAGCAUAAAAGAGUUCAUGCAUCAAGAAGGAAAACUGGUGUCUCUCAGCUUUGAUUCAGUCCCCACAGCUCAACUGAUGUUCAGUUCUCAGCAUACAAAAUCCAAAGCAGAGAUGUACAGAUCCUACAUUUUGCAAGCUUUUGAAUCUAUUUUCGACUCUCAAGUCCUUUUACAAAUCGUUAGUCCGUUACCAAAAGAAUCGGGAGAUAUGACCAACACACCUAUCGUCUUACCAUACUCUAAGAAUGCUUCAUCUCUUCUAAACACAACCGGAGGACCACAACACGAUAACUCAAAGGAAAUCACUAGAUGUAAUUCAAAAGGCAAAAGAAGUAUGAAAGGAAGGGAUGGUUCAAUUCGAGUGCGUCGAUCAUCUGGAUCCGGUUCAUUUGAAAAGAAUAGGGAUAACAAUGAGAUUGUUGAAAUAGCUUCUCGAAUUAAAGAACAUAUUAGUUUUACGAGUAAUGCAGAAGAUAUAAAUGAACAAAAUCAAAGCCAGAGCAUUGUUGGAAGCAAGAUGUCACUAGCAGAUGUACUUCAGCAGGUUGAAGGAUCGAGAGGAAGACGAAUUAAUGGUUGGUCAAAAAGGAAAGCGGAUUCUAUCGCUGUGAGGCUAGAACAACAGAAUCUGGAACUAGAACCAAGAUCUAGAAACUUCCUUUGCUUGAAGGAAUCUACUGUGGUAACUCGUCGAAAGUUUUCAAGGUGCAAGAUAAGAACAAAGAAACACAGGCAAACAUUGAUGAAAUUUGUGUCAUGUGGAGAGUGCUACAACGAUAAUUCCUCAAGGUAAAAUAGUCAUCGUUAGUAGUAGUUAAGGUGGUGGUUGUUUUUGUUGUUGUUUUUAAUAAGAAAACAUAUUCAAUUUAUUUGAAACAUAAACAAAAGAUUUAGACUUUGUUCUUUGAGAUUAGUCUAAGGUUGGUCGGCUGUCAUGUUGUCUGUCUGGCUGCUGUUGGGUCCUUCAAAUCAAACUUUGAAAAUGAAAGAAUUAAUAUUCAAUUUGGGGUUUACACUUUA
Messenger RNA from Impatiens glandulifera, 3270 nucleotides. Its product is annotated as protein STICHEL-like 4. Gene Ontology annotation, molecular function: DNA binding; ATP binding; DNA-directed DNA polymerase activity. The record is from RefSeq and is a predicted model, not a curated record. Gene Ontology annotation, biological process: DNA-templated DNA replication; DNA repair. The coding region runs from base 134 to 3043 and encodes 969 amino acids. Lineage: Eukaryota; Viridiplantae; Streptophyta; Magnoliopsida; Ericales; Balsaminaceae. Gene Ontology annotation, cellular component: nucleus; DNA polymerase III complex; DNA replication factor C complex. The transcript is spliced from 7 exons.